GUAGAGGCUCAAGCGGUGACGCAGAUUUCCGGUUUGGUAGCCGUAACGCGCGCGUGGCUGUCGCGAGGACUGGGGGUCGCUUGCCGCGGUGGCCCGGCACCUCAGCCCUCCAAAGUGCCAUGAGGUCGGUUAGCUACGUGCAGCGCGUGGCGCUGGACUUCAGCGGGAGCCUCUUCCCGCACGCCAUCUGCCUCGGAGACGUCGAUAACGACUCGUUAAAUGAACUGGUAGUGGGAGAUACCAGCGGGAAACUGUCUGUGUAUAAGAACGAUGACAGCCGGCCCUGGCUCACCUGCUCCUGCCAGGGAAUGUUGACCUGCGUUGGGGUUGGAGAUGUGUGUAAUAAAGGAAAGAACCUGGUGGUGGCAGUCAGCGCGGAGGGCUGGCUUCACUUAUUUGACCUGACAUCCACCAAGGCUCUGGAUGCCUCUGGGCACCAUGAGACUCUUGGAGAGGAGCAGCGUCCUGUCUUCAAGCAGCAUAUCCCAGCCAACACCAAGGUCAUGCUGAUCAGCGACAUCGAUGGAGACGGGUGUUAUGAGCUGGUUGUAGGAUACACAGACCGUGUGGUCCGGGCCUUCCGCUGGGAAGAGAUGGCUGAGGCGCCUGAACACCUGACAGGGCAGCUGGUGUCCCUCAAGAAGUGGAUGCUGGAGGGUCAGGUAGACAGUCUGUCUGUGACCCCGGGGCCUCUGGGUGUGCCUGAGCUGGUUGUGUCGCAGCCAGGGUGUGCUUAUGCAGUCCUACUAUGUACCUGGAACAAGGACACAGGCUCCCCUCCCGCCUCUGAGGAGGCCGCAGGAGACAGUAGGGAGACCCCAGCUGCCCGAGACAUAGUGCUGCACCAGACAUCUGGCCGGAUCCACAACAAGAACGUUUCCACUCAUCUGAUUGGCAACAUCAAACAAGGCCCUAACCCUGAAACCGGUAACUCAGGCCUCUUCGCCCUGUGUACCCUAGAUGGGACCCUGAAGCUGAUGCAGGAAGCUGACAAGCUGCUGUGGUCUGUACAGGUGGAUCACCAGCUCUUUGCCCUGGAGAAACUGGAUGUCACAGGCGAUGGGCUUGAGGAGGUGGUAGCAUGUGCCUGGGAUGGACAGACAUAUAUCAUCGAUCACAACCGCACCGUUGUCCGCUUCCAAGUGGAUGAAAACAUCCGUGCCUUCUGUGCAGGCCAGUACGCCUGCAAAGAGGGCUGCAACAGCCCCUGCCUGGUAUACGUCACUUUCAGUCAGAGGAUCUAUGUGUACUGGGAUGUGCAGCUGGAGCGGAUGGUGUCCACUAAUCUCCUGAAGCUGCUGGAGGCUGAGCCUGAGUACCACAGCCUCCUGAAGGAGCUGCAUGUGGACCCUGAUGAUCUCCCUGCAGUCCGUGCCCUGCUUCACCAGACGCUCUACCAUCCAGACCAGAUACCACAGUGUACCCCCUCAAGCUCCCAGGACCCCACCUAGCUGCGCUUAGCCACUUAGCUGCUGAAGGAUCCUUCUGAGCCCCCACCCUCUCCCAGAGUGAUCCAUGGUCUUGGCAGGAUGGGGAAUAUCUAUUGCAGAGGAGCAGGACCUGAUUCUCGGCACAGAAGGACAGUGGCACCCCUGACAGCCUUUGAUGAAUGCCCCGUGGUCGCUGCCUGGAUCCCAGGAUCCCAGUCCCAUCAGUCACCCGUCCCUGAGUUCCCUCCUCUUAUUCCUGUUCUCACUGCAGAAAACAGACUUGUUUGUGAGAAAAGGCAGCAAACCUUUUCCAUGGUGCCAGCACCUGGAAAGACAGCGGGCUUCAGGCCUGAGGGCCUAAGGGAGCGGUGAGGUAAGCCCCAUCCUCCCACUCCUGCUGAGUGCCGACUUUCGAAGCAUAGCUCCAGGCAGCUGACACCAGUAAUUAUUGCAGGAAUGGCGGACUGUUUAAGGGCAUUUUCCUGUCUCAUCUUCCUGUGUUCUUCCAUUUACUGAGGCAACGAGGCUUUCUCAUUUUGUCAUUGCCCCCCCCCUCUGGUUUUGUAGUGCUGGUGGUUGGCUGGUUUGUGUUUGUUUGUUUGCUUGUUUGUUGUUGUUUUGUUUGGGCAUGUGUGUCUGUGCCGAGGUGGAGCCAGGGCCUUGCAAUGCUAGCCAAGCACUCUGCUAUUCAGCUACGCCUUGGCCCUGCCAUGUUCUAAAAUUUUUGUUUUGUUUUGUUUGGUUGGUUGCUUUUUUGAGACAGGGUUUCUCUGUGUAGCCUUGGCUGUCCUAGAAUUCUCUCUGUAGUCCAGGCUGGUCACAAACUCACAUAGAUCUGCCUGUCUCUGCCUCCCAAGUGCUGGGAUUAAAGGUGUGUUUCAACACCGUCUGGCUGUUCUAAGUAUAGUGCUGCUUGGGAGCUUCCCAAAUAUCUUACUGUCUAUAAAAAAAGUAGGCGCCUGCAGUUUGUCCUCCAUGAUGGUGUGCCAGUGUAAUCCCAGUGCUUGGGAGGAGAUCCUAAACCCAAGGCCAGCCAAGGCUCCAUAAUUGAGACCAUCAUGGGUCUCAAACAAAAAAGACAUUAACAAUCUGGUGUAGGUUUAUGAUCUAGACUAUAAUUAGAAUUAUAUAAUUGAACCAGGCAUGGUGGCAUACACCUUUAGUCCCAGCAGGUGGAUCUUUGUUAAGUUCGAAGCAGCCUGGUCUACAUAGUGACCAACCAUAGUGUGGCCCUGACUUUAAAAAAAUUACAUAGAUAUAGUUUAAGCCAUUUCUGUUUUAUUUGCUCAUGAUCGUGUGUGCUGUAUUCUUCCAGGUGUAGGUGAGAAGCCUUUGGUGGAUCGUGGCUAGGGUUUGUGGGUGCUGAUGCAUUUUCCCAUGCACACAUGUAUGGAGACCAAAAGAGGAUGUCCUGUCUCCUGCAUUCUUUCCCUCCACUUUAUUCCCUUGAGACAGGGUCGCUCACUGAGUCUGAGCUUGCUGCUUCAUAGAGCUGCUGAUCUACCUGUGUCUGCACCGCACAGUGCUGGGGUUGCAAGCAUCUGAGCAGCAUAUAUAUAUAUAUAUAACUUUAGUUUAUAGUCAUUGGUGUUUUGCCUGCAUGUAUGUCAGUGUGAGGGUGUCCUUAGCCUUGGAACUGGAGUUACAGACAGGUGUGAGCUGCUGUGUGCUUCCUGGGAAUCGAACCCUUUAACAUGGUGCUGAGCUUGAUUUCAGGUUCUCAUGCUUGAGUAGCAAGUGAUCUUCCCCACUGAGCCAUCUCCCCAGCCCUCAGGGCUUUUGAACUAAAUAAAAUGGAAGAGAUCAGA
Mesocricetus auratus (golden hamster) is the source of this 3238-nucleotide messenger RNA. It is a transcript of the gene Itfg2, whose product is annotated as integrin alpha FG-GAP repeat containing 2. Gene Ontology annotation, molecular function: protein binding. The transcript has 12 exons. Lineage: Eukaryota; Metazoa; Chordata; Mammalia; Rodentia; Cricetidae. Gene Ontology annotation, cellular component: KICSTOR complex. The record is from RefSeq and is a predicted model, not a curated record. Gene Ontology annotation, biological process: regulation of TOR signaling. Bases 120 to 1451 code for a protein of 443 amino acids.